Acinonyx jubatus (cheetah) is the source of this 1542-nucleotide messenger RNA. RefSeq names its product pepsin B-like. The record is from RefSeq and is a predicted model, not a curated record. Gene Ontology annotation, molecular function: aspartic-type endopeptidase activity. Lineage: Eukaryota; Metazoa; Chordata; Mammalia; Carnivora; Felidae. The transcript is spliced from 9 exons. Bases 235 to 1407 code for a protein of 390 amino acids. Gene Ontology annotation, biological process: proteolysis.
AGUUGACUACAGAGUGGAUAAAAAAGGCCAUGACACUUACCAGAGGGAAAAACAAACAAUCCAUGGACUUGUAGGGGCACAAGCUGGUACAAAGGUUAAGAAACUCACGUGCUUUCAGAUGAAAAGAGCAGGGAGAUCAGGGUAUAAAAGAGAGAUCCAAUCUCCCUCUGUGUGUCCCAUCCCUUGGGUCUGCCACUGUGUCCUACGUGUCUCUGGGCCAUUGAAAUCAACGCCAUGAAGAUCCUGGUCUUGUUGUUGGUUUGUCUACACCUCUCACAGGGUGUGGAAAGAAUCAUUCUGAAGAAAGGCAAGUCCAUCCGCCAGGUGAUGGAAGAGCGGGGUGUACUACAGACUUUCCUGAAGAACCACCCAAAGGUUGAUCCAGGUGCCAAGUAUCUUUUCAAUAAUGAUGCUGUUGCUUAUGAGCCCUUCACCAACUACCUGAAUUCCUACUACUUUGGAGAGAUCAGCAUUGGGACACCACCACAAAAUUUCCUGGUCCUCUUUGACACGGGUUCAUCCAACCUGUGGGUGCCCUCCACCUACUGCAAGAGCCAGGCCUGUUCCAAUCACAACACGUUCAACCCCAGCAUGUCUUCCACCUACCAAAACAAUGGGCAAACCUAUACACUAUACUAUGGAAGUGGCAGCCUGACUGUGCUCCUGGGAUAUGACACCGUCACUGUUCAGAACAUCGUCAUCCAUAACCAGGAGUUUGGUCUGAGUGAGAUUGAACCUAGCAACCCCUUCUACUAUGCAAAUUUUGAUGGUAUCCUGGGAAUGGCCUACCCCAACCUGGCGGUGGGGAAUAGCUCAACAGUCAUGGAGAGCAUGAUGCAGCAGGGCCAGCUCACCAGCCCCAUCUUCAGCUUCUACUUCUCUCGCCAACCAACCUAUGAGUAUGGUGGAGAGCUCAUCCUGGGAGGAAUGAACAGCCAAUUUUAUUCUGGUGAGAUCGUCUGGACUCCUGUCACCCGGGAACUGUACUGGCAGGUUGCCAUCGAUGAGUUUCUCGUUGGGAAUCAGCCCACCGGCUUGUGCUCCCAGGGCUGCCAGGCCAUUGUGGACACAGGGACCUACGUGCUGGCUGUGCCCCAGCAGUACAUGAACUCCUUCCUGCAGGCAACAGGAGCCGAGGUGUCUCAGUACGGUGAUUUUGUGGUCAACUGCAACUCCAUACAGAGCAUGCCCACCAUCACCUUCGUCAUCAGCGGGUCUCCUUUACCUCUGCCUCCCUCUGCCUAUGUCCUCAACAACAAUGGCUACUGCACCCUUGGGAUUGAGGCCACCUACCUGCCCUCCCCCAGUGGGCAGCCCCUGUGGACUCUGGGAGAUGUCUUCCUCAAGGAAUAUUACACUAUCUAUGACAUGGGCAACAAUAGAAUGGGCUUUGCCCUCUCUGUCUAGGCAGGUGAGAGGCAGCUGUCUCCACCCUCACUGCAGGACUCUGGGAUUACCCUACAGUUUCUCUGGGCUGACCGCAGCAUUUUAGACUAAUCUGACCCUUCUGUGCACUAGAGUCUUACUUCCUGCAACUAAUAA